UCACAACUCUUCGAUCAGUCAGUCGAAGCUAAGAUAUGGGGCAUUGCUGUCAGAGGUCUAAAUCAGCCCUCGCCUCCCGUGUUCUUUCCCGAAUACACCAAGCCUGGAGGACUCCAUUACGUAUAUCGAGAGCUUGAUUUUUGGACCUCUGGCUUCUUCCCCGGAAGCCUUCAUCUCUUGCUUGAGAGGAGGAGAAAUCAUGGGUCUAUGAUCUUUCCGGAUGAUGCUACUACACAAAGUGUCCAUGAACUUCAUUUGGAACACGCAUGCAAGGUUUGGACAGAGAGCCUGCACCAAAACGCACUUCUGCGAAAUACGCACGACAUAGGCUUCAUGAUCAUGCCAUGGGCUAGGCCUGCGUACGAGCUCAAUCACGAUCUUCGAGCUUUGGAGACGAUCAAGACAGCGGCACUGAGCCUUUACUCCCGCUUCGAUGCGAGGAUUGGUUGCAUACGAAGUUGGGAUACGUGUGUGACGAAAAAGUACAACUUUCGUGAUCCACGCUCGGAAUUUAUGAUGAUCAUUGAUAACAUGAUGAAUCUCGAUCUCCUAUUCUACGCCGCUUCUAAGACACACAAUAAGGAAAUGCACGCUGCAGCUGUCGAGCAUGCUCGCACGACGAUGCGCACGCACAUUCGAGCGGAUGGCUCCACGACUCAUCUUGUAGUAUUCGACACCAACACCGGGGAAAUUCGACAACGCCUUACCAAUCAGGGAUACUCGCAUACGUCUUGCUGGUCUCGGGGACAGGCGUGGGCAAUCGCUGGAUUUGCGGAAACAUACAUGUGGACACAUGAGAGAGAGUUUCUAGACACUGCUCGACGUUGCGCUGACCAUUUUCUGGGUCGCCUGGCCGAAUCUAACAUCGUAGCUUGGGAUUUCGAUGCACCGGAGACAGAAGGCACGAAGCGGCCAACCGACACAAGUGCUGCCAUGAUUGCCGCCUAUGGAAUGGUUUUAAUUCACAAGGCUUUGCUACAGACAGGCGAGACUUCAGACUACCUCCUGGCAGCUUUGAAAAUCACCAACAAUGUCUGUGCCAAUAAUAUCAACCACAAAGCUUCGUUCACCGCAACCAAGCAUGACAUUGAAACAGUUGAGCAUGGCUCCAUCACGAACACCACUCUUGGGGUAGAUAUGGGCGAGAGCGAGACGAUUUUGAACGGUGCGACUAUCAACAAUUAUGAAUUCGCUCCUCGGAGAUGGGCUGAUCAUGGACUUGUCUACGCCGACUACUUCUUCAUACUUUUAGGAAAUCGCUUGUUGGAUUUCGGAUUG
Messenger RNA from Aaosphaeria arxii CBS 175.79, 1278 nucleotides. Its product is annotated as glycoside hydrolase family 88 protein. Gene Ontology annotation, molecular function: chondroitin hydrolase activity. The record is from RefSeq and is a predicted model, not a curated record. Gene Ontology annotation, biological process: polysaccharide catabolic process. The transcript is spliced from 3 exons. Lineage: Eukaryota; Fungi; Ascomycota; Dothideomycetes; Pleosporales. The annotation marks the transcript as partial.